AACAACCAUACAACCUGGCUAAUGUAUCCUACACAGAACUGUAAAAUAUUAUAGAUAAUAGUAUAUGUUUUACAUGAUGUGUGGUUUCAGAUGAUGUCUUCCACUGCAAGAAGCAAAUGCUAUGAAGACUUAUUGUUCAUAUCUUCAAGAUUCAUCUACACACAACGCAUCUGUCACAUCACAUUUUCUUUUCUUUUCCUAAAAAACAAAACAACGCUUCUGCAUUGUAUACAUAUACCCUGUUGCGCUUGCAGAAUUUCCGCAUUCCAGCGCUUGUGGCUUAGCUGAAAUAGACAAUCGCUGUGCAAGACCUUAGGCAUAGAAGUAAUAGUCUGCUAUUGUGUACGGGCUCGUAGAUAGAGGGCGAACCAACUGAAAUGAUGUUCGGCAGUCGUCUCUAUCAGAUUAAAUAGGCUAGAGAAAAUGGCUAAAUAGGUGGUGAAUAAUUUGCCCUAGAGUUGCGCAUUUGAGCUGUAGGUACUGGUACGGCGGUCCCGUGGUCUGUCCUGAAUGGUACUGUCUGUUUUAUUAUUAUAUUUGGGUGCUUUGUUUUUCACAUAUAGUGGUUGAUAGUAGUCAAAUGCUAGUUUUCAACGCUGUAAUAGAAUUAUGUAUUUGCUAUGAAUUUGCGUCUCAAUGGGUAGCGGAAUGCAAUUUGAUUCUUUAGUAUAGUAUAGGAUAAGUAGGCACAAUGUAGUAUCAGUUUGCACGAUAUCAAGGUGUUGUAGGAAAAAUAACAGGGUGUCAUAAGAUUUCAAAUGUAUCAAAUGGUAAAUGUGAUGGUACUGCAUCGAAGAAAAUACAUAUACACUACGAAUGUUAAAGGAGGGACAAUGUUUAAUAGUCCCUUUUGCGACCACGUAAGUGUACAGAGUUUUAAUUUGACUUAAUGCAAUGACAUUUCUCUACAUAAUUUCAUGAUUUGUAUAGAAGCAACGACUGGUCCACCCACGGAGGCCCAGACAACAACGCCUGCUGCUUCAACCUUGCGGGCUCCCACUCAGACGGUAGAGGCUACUGCAGCCCCCAAUACAACAGUUGGUAUCACUACAAUUGACACGACUAUCGCCCCGACAAUCACAACUUCUGCCGUAACAACCAUGGUUACCACUACCGCGCCAACCACUACCACCACUACAACGACGGUUGCAACGACUGUUUCAACAACCACUGAAGGAGGAACUACACCAACUCCCCAUCCUUGCGACAGCGGCCAACACAACUGUAGCGUGAACGAAGACUGUGUCCCACGCGGAAAUUCAAAUAGAUACACCUGUGAGUGUAGUCAUGGCUAUGAGUUCAACGGCACAGCAUGUGAAGAGAACGAAUGUGUGAUGGGAAACCACACUUGCCACGCAAAUGCUGACUGUGACAACCGGCCAGGGAGAAAUCACAACUGUACUUGUAGGCCAAACUUUCAUGGGGAUGGCCGUGAAUGCAACAGAUUGGUUCUCGUUUACAUCUCAAUUGUGAUAAUAAACCCCGAGUAUGCUGAUGUACACACAAAUCCGGCCAGGGAGGCAGCUCUAUUACGGUACAUCCUACGAUUGUUGUGGAAUCUCUUCAGUUUUAUCACCCGAGGCGCUACAAACAUACUCGUCAGCAUCAACAUAGUAUACGUGCGAGAGGGAAGCGUGGUCGUCGGUGUAGAGUUCAAUGUCACAGAACCGGACGUGCCUAUGCUGAAAGACAUGGUCAUGAACAUGACUGAACUCGGGAACUUAACUCUCGACGCCAAUCGAACUCUUGUUGGAGACAAUGAAAGUGCCAUCGACGUCGCCCCUGAGGAGUGCUUGGACGGCACACACAACUGUUCUGAAAACGCUACAUGUCAGGAAACAUAUGAGGGGUUCACCUGUACAUGUAUGGACGACUUCCUCGGCAACGGAACGCAUUGUGAACCCAAUCCAUGCCCAGGUUUAGAUGGCUAUGUGCCCUUCGGGGACAACUGUUAUCUGUUCGGCAACACCACGACUGACUACCCGGGCGCCGAGCAGGACUGUAGAGACAACAGCGGUCGUCUGGCCAGGGUCUUUGACAGCGAAACUCACCUAUUCUUCGUCGACUACAUUGAAACCUACACAGAUCAAGCAACGAGUUAUUGGAUAGGUCUAGAUGACAGGGUGGUAGAAGGACAAUUCAACUACUCGGAUGGAACUGCCUUAGGAUCUUUCAACCGCUGGUCGAAUCUAACCCUGCAUAACCAGGACGACAGGGACUGUGUGCUGAUGGCCAAGGGACUGACUCAACCCUGGGACUGGGUUCCUCAGAGGUGCUCCGAUCCAGACUACCGGUACAUCUGCGAAUAUGUGCCAACCACAACUACGGCAGCACCAACCACAGUCGCAACGAAUGCUACAACCGUAAUCACAGUGCCAUCCUCAACGGCGACACCAUUCACAUGUCCCGGCCUGUCAGCCUAUGUGCCGUUCAACAGAAGCUGUUACCUCUUCAGCAACAUUUCAACAGACUACGCGGGUGCGGAGAAUCUUUGUUCCCAAUAUGACGGACGUCUGAUCCGAGUCAUGAACAACGAGACUCACCAGUUCCUUCUGAACCACAUCCUGACGUACAUCAACCAGUCAGUCAGUUUCUGGAUAGGCUUAGAGGACAUCAUGGCCGAGGGAGUGUUUGUGUACUCAGACGGAAGUCCCCUAGGAUCAUUCCACCGCUUCCCUGCAGACUUUGCUAACGAGGCUGGCCAGGACUGCGUCCUGAUGGCUACUGGCUUGACACCACGUUGGGACUGGUGGACUGACGACUGCUUAGACGAUCAUCGAUUUAUCUGUGAAUACAUUUUUGACCCGUGCCGGAGCUCCCCCUGUGAUCCAAAGGCAAACUGCACAAACAUAGAUGAACUGAACUACUCUUGCGAAUGUUUUGAUGGUUACCAGGGCGACGGCUUGAACUGUACAGAGAUAGACGAGUGCCUGAGCGAUCCUUGCGACAUCAAUGCAAACUGCACAAACACCAACGGCUCCUUCACGUGCCAAUGCAUUGUAGGGUACGAAGGGGACGGCUUCAACUGCACAGAUGAAGACGAGUGUCAGACGAGUCCGUGUCAUACAAACGCAAACUGCACCAACACGAUCGGUUCCUACAUGUGUGCGUGCCAAGUGGGAUACGAAGGAGACGGAUUCAACUGCACAGAUAUCAACGAGUGUUUGAACACGACUUGCCACGACAAUGCGACCUGUGUCAAUACGGACGGAUCUUACUAUUGCCAAUGUUUAGUGGGUUAUGCCGGAGACGGCCUCAACUGUACAGACAUAGACGAAUGCGAUGUGUAUCCUUGCGACGAAAAUGCUACCUGCACUAACACCGACGGGUCUUUUACGUGCGAGUGUGUGAGCGGCUAUGAGGGGAAUGGCUUCAAUUGCACAGACGAAGAUGAGUGUCUGUAUGACCCUUGCCAUGCCAACGCGACCUGUACCAACACAGACGGGUCGUACACAUGCAUGUGCAAUCACAACUCCUACUAA
Molecule: messenger RNA, 3482 nt
Organism: Branchiostoma floridae (Florida lancelet)
Lineage: Eukaryota; Metazoa; Chordata; Leptocardii; Amphioxiformes; Branchiostomatidae
Exons: 19
Coding region: 918-3482 (854 amino acids)
Molecular function (GO): calcium ion binding
Source: RefSeq, a predicted model, not a curated record